UCAGAAUGGCACCGGAUGCGAUCGGGACGGCACUGUACGGCGAUAACAACAAUCAGCACGAGAAGGUACAACAGCAGCGCCCCGGCCUGAUGAACGGGUUGCCGAAAAUGGAAAAAUCACCCCUGGUUGCAAAUGGGAAUGUGCCACACACGGUUACGAAAUCGCCCCCGGCGGACGAGGAUCGAUCCGCCCGGCAAUCGCUCAUCAUUCUGGCGGCCAUCUUCUUUACCAGCCUGUUUGCGAUGCUGUACGUGUACGCAAUGUUUCCCGAGCUGGAAGAGUCAGAAAAGCAAUAUCUGAAGGUGCCGUUCGAUAUAGAGGAUGCGAAGCAGCUGGGCCGGGUGCUCGAUCGCUACAAAGAUCUGUACAAUGUGGAGGUGAUGUUUGGCAUCAUAUUGGUGUACAUAUUUCUUCAAACGUUUGCCAUUCCCGGUUCGUUGUUCCUAUCGAUACUGAGCGGCUUCCUGUACAGUUUCCCGGUCGCCCUCACGCUCGUCUGCUUCUGUUCCGCGCUGGGCGCAACACUUUGCUAUCUGCUGUCGCAGCUGGUUGGCCGGCGGCUGGUGAAGUACUACUUUCCCGAGCGGGCUCACCACUGGGCGGCCCAGGUCGACCGGCACCGGGACGAUCUGCUUAGCUACAUGCUGUUCCUGCGCAUGACACCGUUCCUGCCGAACUGGUUCAUCAACCUAGUCGCGCCGGUAAUCGGCGUACCGCUGUACCCGUUCGCGCUCGGCACAUUCCUCGGCGUCGCGCCACCCUCGUUCAUCGCGAUCCAGGCAGGCAAAACGCUGUACAAGAUGACCAGCUCGAGCGACGCGUUCAGCUGGGGCUCGAUCGCGAUGCUGGCCGCGUUCUCGGUCGUGGCGCUCGUGCCGGUUAUCUUUAAGCGUUACUUUAAGGCAAAGAUUGACUAAAGCGGGAAAAUGGGUGAUCUAUGUAUGUAUUACUGCAUUGCUAAAACUACUACGGGGCUGGGACAAGCUAAAUUCUUGCACGACGUGUAAAAUGGGGGCCUACGCCGAUAGCUUAAUAGCUGUAGCCAAAGAAAGAGGGAGAG
This is a messenger RNA of Anopheles maculipalpis, 1060 nucleotides long. RefSeq names its product transmembrane protein 41 homolog (gene stas). The coding region runs from base 6 to 917 and encodes 303 amino acids. Gene Ontology annotation, cellular component: endoplasmic reticulum membrane. The record is from RefSeq and is a predicted model, not a curated record. The transcript is spliced from 4 exons. NCBI's taxonomy places the organism in Eukaryota, Metazoa, Arthropoda, Insecta, Diptera, Culicidae.